UCCUGAACCCACGUGCGUACACUUAUUACCGUCCGAACCUACCGAUCGCGCAAGCAAACGCACUCGGCGUCGUUCGCAAUGUCGGUAGUCGGCUUCGAUCUAGGAUAUCAGCUGAGCUACAUCGCCGUAGCUCGAGCGGGCGGAAUAGAAACGGUUGCCAACGAGUACAGCCAGAGACACACGCCGUCUGUCGUUGCGUUCGGAGAGAAACUGAGGUUUAUAGGAACGUCGGCUCAGAGCCAGGUAGGUAAUGUGAAGAACAUGGUGUGGGGUUUUAAGCAUCUAAUCGGCGGAAAGUUCUCUGAUCCGGCUGUUCAAGAGGAGAUCAAACGUUUACCAUUCAAAGUUGUUGAACAACACGACGAUAGGAUAGGAAUUAAGGUUACUUACCUCGGUGAGGAACAAGUUUUCUCUCCAGAGCAGAUAAUGUCUAUAUUACUAGUCCAAUUGAAAAAGACAGCAGAGAGCAGUCUCAACAUGAAAGUGACCGACUGUGUUGUCUCCAUUCCUCUCUUUUUUACUGAUGCUCAACGGAGAGCAAUGUUGGCUGCUUGCAAGAUGGCAAGCAUCAAUUGUCUAAGACUGAUGAACGACACAACAGCAGCUGCUCUGGCUUAUGGUAUUUAUAAGCAAGAUCUUCCUGAAGCUUCUGAGAAACCAAGGCAUGUUGUGUUUGUCGACGUGGGCGACAGUUCACUGCAGGUUGCAGUGUGUGCUUUCAAUAAAGGCAAACUGAAGGUAUUAGCAACAGCUGCUGAUCCGUCGUUCGGAGGUCGUAAUUUCCACGAGAAAUUGUUAACCCAUUUCUCAGGAGAAUUCAAAAAGAAAUACAAGAUUGACACGCUGACGAAUCCGAAGGCUCACUUGAGGCUGAGAAACGAGUGUGAGAAACUGAAACGAUUGAUGAGCGCAAACACAACGUUGAUACCCAUGAAUAUCGAGUGUCUAAUGGAUGACAAGGAUGUGUCUGAUAGAAUGAAACGGGCUGACUUUGAGGAGCUUUGUUCGGAUCUUUUACUGAGAGUGAGUGCUCCGUGCAAAGCAGCUCUUCAGGCGUCUGGUCUUUCUAAGUCUAACAUCACGGCUGUUGAGCUAGUCGGUGGCUCAUCGCGAAUUCCGGCUGUAAAACACAUUCUGGCGGAGGUUUUUGGUAGAGAAGUGAGCACAACGCUUAACCAAGACGAGGCUGUAGCGAGAGGAUGUGCUUUACAGUGUGCCAUGUUGUCGCCUACUUUCAAAGUUCGAGAGUUUGUUGUGCAAGACGUAACUAGUUGUGAGAUCUCGCUUUCUUGGAAUGCUCUUACAGACGAGGAAGAAGGACAUUGUGUAAUCUUUGGUCGGAAUCAUCAACUUCCAUUCUCUAAGUACCUCACUUUCCACAGGAAAGAACCGUUUGAAUUAGUAGCUCGAUAUACAUCAGAUUGUAGCAAAGAUGUGCAUCUAGGAAAAUUUAUAGUAAAAAAUGUAGUGCCAACAGCAGAGGGUGAGUCUUCAAAGGUGAAGCUGAGGGCCAAGUUAGAUAUUCAUGGAAUAUUUAAGGUGACGAAAGCAGAGCUUUAUGAGAAACUGCCCCCUGAGCCAGAGCCUGAGCCGGAGAAGAUGGAGACAACAGCUGAGAGUGGAGAGACAGGAGACAAGGAUGGUACAGGAAAGAAAGAUCAACAGACUGCAGAUAGCAAUGCAAAGGCACCGGAUGAGCAUAAUGCAACAAGCGAACCUCAGUCAAGUGAACAAGAGACGGAACCUUCGACUGCAAGUGAUCAACAAGAGACCCCAAUGACCACAGACGAGCCUCAAACACCACAGCCCAACGACAACACUGACAACAAGGAUGACAAUCUUGAUGACGUCACAUUGGCCAACAAUAAAACAAAAACAGUUCCUGAACAACAGCCAGAAGCGAAGAAGCCUCGAAAACCAAAGAUUCAAGUUGUUUCUCUGCCAAUUGAAAGUUUGCUUCCCGGACUCUCAAAAUCAGAAAUCGACGCGGCUCUUGAGACGGAGGGCAAGAUGGCGGCACAAGACAAACAAGAGAAGGACAAAAUGGAUGCUAAGAAUGCAGUGGAGGAGUAUGUGUACGAAAUGAGGGACAAACUUGACAUGCAGCUACAGAACUUUAUUUCGGAAAAGGAUCGGGGAACUUUCUCUCGUCUGUUAAGCUCGACUGAAGACUGGCUAUACGACGAGGGCGAGGAUCAACAGAAGAGCACGUACAUCGACAAACUUGUUCAACUACGGACACUUGGUGAUCCGGUUGUUAAACGGUGGAAAGAAUCGGAAACACGGCCAGAGGCGUUUGAUGAUUUGGGAAGGGCUCUUGUGCAUUAUCGCAAGAUUUUGGAUCUUUAUGCUCAGAAGCAUGAAUUAUAUGACCACAUUGAGGAAACGGAUAUGAAGAAAGUUCAAGAGUCGAUUGAUACCAAACAGAAAUGGAUGGAAGAGAAGAUGCAUGCACAGGGCAAAGUGGCGGUUCAUUGUGAUCCUGCAGUUUAUACGUCGCAGAUUGUAUAUGAAAGAGAGAAUUUGCAACGAACAUGCGAUCCCAUCAUCAACAAACCAAAACCGAAAGUCGAACCGCCAAAAGACGAGGAGAAACCAACAACAGAUACCACAAACAAAGAAGGAGAAAACAAACAAUCACAACCAGAACAACAAUCAACUAGCACCGAAUCGAAGACAGACGAGAAGGAAUCAAAGAUGGACACCGAAAGUCAACCCAACAAGGGCUCAAACGACAUGGACCUAGACUAAGCAUCAGUGUGUGCACAAUAGGUAUUGUUGGCUUGAAAAUGCAUUAUGUAUGGCUGCUGAUUAGCUAUCGCGUUUCUCUGCCAACUCUGAAUUUUGAAUCUAAUCCCAAUAUGUUCUUGUAUUUGUGGUAACAGACAGUAUAGCAUUUUGUGUAAUCUAUUGUCGUCAGUCUGUAAAAAAAAUACAAAAACUGGCAACUCUGAGUGGCAGCCGUCUUGCCUUCCAGAAAAUUGCCAUAAUAGAGAAAA
Molecule: messenger RNA, 2999 nt
Organism: Corticium candelabrum
Lineage: Eukaryota; Metazoa; Porifera; Homoscleromorpha; Homosclerophorida; Plakinidae
Product: heat shock 70 kDa protein 4-like
Exons: 17
Coding region: 79-2751 (890 amino acids)
Biological process (GO): protein folding
Cellular component (GO): cytosol; nucleus
Molecular function (GO): ATP binding; ATP-dependent protein folding chaperone
Source: RefSeq, a predicted model, not a curated record